Messenger RNA from Hermetia illucens (black soldier fly), 6600 nucleotides. Its product is annotated as breast cancer type 2 susceptibility protein-like. The transcript is spliced from 5 exons. Bases 80 to 6481 code for a protein of 2133 amino acids. The record is from RefSeq and is a predicted model, not a curated record. Lineage: Eukaryota; Metazoa; Arthropoda; Insecta; Diptera; Stratiomyidae. Gene Ontology annotation, biological process: double-strand break repair via homologous recombination; regulation of DNA-templated transcription. Gene Ontology annotation, cellular component: nucleus.
AUUGGCGCAGAUUUGUGUCCUCAGCUGAUCGCCCGGAAGAGUUUCAAAUUCCGAGUUUUCCAGAGGUUUAAUUCUAGUCAUGGCAGAUGACUAUGUUCCCGCCAGUCCGAUUCUACAUAAGGCCAAAAAGCGAAAAGCAGGCCUUCUGCAGAGACGAGCGAAACGGCAGCGUAGAAGAAGCGGAAAGGCAGCUGAAGUGACACCGAGUACUUCCAUGAACGACCAGAACACAACAAAUCCUCUGGAAAAUGAAUCAACUGAUGAAGUUUUCCAAGAGUCGAAGAUCUGUGGCGAAUCCCAACCGGAUAUUACUGCAUUAUAUUGGCCUGACACAGGCGGGCAAAGCACAACCGACCUCGAAGGUGUUGACAUCUUUGCCGAAGCUCGGCUUCUUGAGGAAGCGAACAAGGUCCCCAUCAAAGUUGCGAGUAAGAUUCCACCGACGCUCGUCACAGGAGAGUUCACAACGUUCGAAGUAUUCUCGCAAAAAGUGAAUCCACAAAGUUCCCCUCCGAAGCCCGCGUUAGACACGCAGUUCGGGACAGAAUCUGAGUUCCUUAAAGUGUGUGAAGUGGUCGAUGCUGUUUCUGAUUUGCAUCGGAACAUUCCCCAGUUUUCCCAGUGGGGGAGUCCUCUCACAAAAACAGUGGCUGCUAGUACUCCAGCGCCUGUGGGACGAGAACAAACUGCAUAUCAAAAUCCCAGGGCCAGCCCCUCUACCGCCGCUAUUGGUUUACCUACGAAAUCCGGCGUAAGUCCUCCACUCCGACGGGCACAAACUUCACCAGUGCCCGGAACGUCUUAUUCUUGCCGAAAAUAUGGCUACGAAAUAGAAAAGGCUGCGCGGAAACGAAUCAACUUCUUCGAUGAUUCAGACUCAAAGUCAUCUCUUGGCUCCGACAUCUCCGUACAAAGCGACGACGGAGUCCAGUUCACACCAUUGGAUAGCGUCGACCUCAACAAAUCUUUGCACGUUCAGGAGAAUCUCCAGAAUUUAAGCUCAUUCUUCUCCCAGUCAUUUGUCCAGGAGGAUGUUGACGCCGCGACGAAUGGUGUCUUCCGGUAUAUCAUGAAGUUAAAGAGUAAGAAGAAGGACGUGCAGAUGAUUCAUGCCUUCAGGAGUGGGAAGAAUUUCAGCUAUGACCGCACUGAUUCUAGUGGACCGUUUGAAGGAUUUGCGACGGAGGAUGAUUCCGAAUCGAUAUCCGUGCAAAGCAGUGUCAACAACUUGCAUGACCUUCUUGGGGAGGAUGACGAAUUCUUCCAGGACUUUGCAGAAGAAAGAACCAAAAACAGCGAGCUGACGACCGACCUGGAUGUCGAGAGCAUUCUGAGGGGAGCCGACAGGGUGUUGCAAGAGGCGUCUCAAUAUAUUACCAAAAAAGAAGUAGAAUGCCUUAAAUACGAAGAGGAGACGAAAAAUACCGAUGUUGUUGCUGGCAUAAAUCUCGAUGCACUUCUUCAUGGUGAAAUAUUAGGCACACCAAAAGUAGCGAAACUAAGUGAAAACAGCGCCGUUGAGUUAAGCCCGUUUCAGUGGAUUAUGCGACCGAAAAUACAUAAUAGUAUAACUGCCUCUGACAUAGAAUUCGACAGUGAACCAAAGGACGAAAAAUAUGCCAUCAAGGAUGAUUCUCCUACACGGUUAAAUGUAACGUUCACAGUAACGAAGUCACCGGCAAACAAAGAUGAGCAGAUAAUCUCUGAUGAUGAAAUCUCCCACUUCAUCCUGGAGGCAAAUACUUCAGUAGAAGAUGAUGAUACCAACCUGAAAAGCUGUUUGGAAUCUGUCGCAAGCGAAAGAGAGAAUAUUCCCAAGGCAGACUUGACCUUCCAUGGAAAGGAAUUAGUUCACUGCAAAUUACAUAUAGAAAAUCCUUUUCUAAACAUAAAACUAUCAGACGCAAAUUUUAACGACUCCAACCAAGGCGCGAAUGGUUACCUUGGAUUUACAUCGGCUUCAGGUAAAGCGCUGAAAAUUUCAGAAAAGGCGUUAGAGGCUGCUAAAAAGAUUAUGGAUAAGGAAAUGCAAUUGGAGCCAGGAAAUGUUCCUACUUUCAGUAAGAGAUCUAUGGAUGGUAGCAAUGAUGUUGGUAAAUUUAAAAGUCCAGCAGCGAUCAGUACGAAAAACAUACCGUCGCAGAUUGAUUAUAAAGGGAACAUUGAAGCAAGGGGUUGCGUGAUGGAAAAUUCUAGAAAAAAUGCAAAACACAAUAUGGCCGGGGUCGAAUCCCCACUGAGUCAUGCCCCAAGAUCACUAAUGACAGGCUUCCAGUCAGCAUCGGGUAGAAAUCUUUUUAUCUCCCAUGCGGCGCAGCAAAAAGCAGAGCAGUUGGUUGCUGAAUGUGAGAAAGAUGUUCCCAAGAUCAACGCCGAUGAAGAGAACAAUAUUAAUUUACAAAAUCCAUCAUCUAGCGACGCUAAAUCGAAGAAUAUGUUGUCGAAAUGCAGCUCUAGGCAAAUGGCUGUGAAAAAUUCGCUGCUUGCUGUCCAAACCAAACCAAUUGAUAAGAGAUCGUUUUUACGCAAUAAUGCUGAUGAUAUUGAAGACAUCAAUGCUAGAGCCAAUCCGAAAAUGUUAGCUAAUGUGAAUCAGAAGAAAUCAGAUUCUUCCAAGCAUAUGAGUAUUCUGGAGCAAAGUUCAAAUAUUUCAUCAAAGUCCCUGACUGGGUUUGGAGUUCCUCAAAAUGAUGGCUGGGAAAGUAAUCUACAUUUUGAACCCUCAACGCAUAUUGGCUUCCAGUCCGCUUCUGGUAAGAAAAUUUCAGUUUCCGAAGUCGCACAACAACGGGCUGUUAAAAUGAUGCUGGAGGAAAUGAAUGCUGCUAAUAUCGACUUGCCUGCCGUUGGGAAUUCUACCCCUCAUUUCGAAAAAGUGGGUAAUAGCAAAGUUUCGAUGCAAUUAGGGUCGGCUAAAAGCAACUCUACUAACAACGUAACACAAGAAAAUGUUCCGGAGCAGAUCGAGGAAAAUAUUAAACCAACCACAAACCUCGUUUUGAAUUGCGGGUUCAAAACGGCUGCAGGAUCUUGUAUCAAGAUUACAGAUGCAGCUCGUCUGAAAGCUGAAAAAAUAAUAGCUGAAAUUGAUAAUGGAGAAGCAAUGGGUAAGCUCUCAAAUGCCCCUUGGCAUAAUAACCUUAGAAAGGAUGGAGAGGAGAAUCUUAUUAAAACAAAUUCUGAUCAGCUUGCCAUUGUUGGCUUCCAGGAUGCAUCUGGAAAAACGAUCAAAGUAUCCGAGAAAGCUAUGGCAUUAGCUGAAAAUAUGAUGGAGGAGGAAGGAGAUGAUAUUCUGGCGAAUGUGAAACUUUCACAAAUAAGGAAUGCAGUGGUUGGCCACGGUAAUAAUGAAAAUAUAAAGAAAAAAGCUGACAGAACUGAAAAAAGGAUGGAUAGUUCUGCAAAGGUUAAGCAUGCUUUAGAACGUUCUUAUUCUACGAAACGUAUACUUCGAUCCAAUGCAAUUAGGAAUGAAACUAAUGCUUCUGUAGAACUUGCGUUGAAUCCCGCUCCCUCAUCAAAAAUGCAAUUGUCUUCAUCGGAUUUGAUGAACCCUAAUGAAACGAAUUCACGUGACGUUUGCGACGAAAAUAUAGCAAGGAACUUUGGAGUACUCGAGAGUAUCCCCAGCAAUAAACAGGUUCCACAAUGUAGAAGUUUAGCAAAACGUGUCCUUCGCUCAAAUUCGGUCGAGAAUAGCUCGAAAACUAUCUUAGAAAAUUCAAUAACUACUCCCAAUAGAAAAGAAUCUCCACUGACGACCGCAUCAGACUCUUUAACACCGCUGCGAUCCGUUUCGGAGUUCACUGCAUCCAAAAAUCGUCUUAGCCUCUCUCGGAAGAGAUUUAACUCACCAGCUGUUGCUUCUGGAAAGUCUGAAACGCCUAUAAGACCGACUCCUUUCCCUUCAAAAAUCGCAACACCGAAUUUGCAAGAGUUUUUCGAUUCUGUAGAAACUAGUACACCAAAAAAUUGCUGCAAAUCCCGGGCUAGACAAAAAUUGACGGAAAGCCAAGAGGUCUCUGCAAGUAAAACAGCCUUAUUAGAAGACGAAGCGGAAACUGGAAGCAUUCAAAGUGGUAUACGGAAAAUUAGUUGGGAUUUAUUCAUCGAGGAGUCAUCGAAGGCAUCAUCACCGACAUCCUGUGAAAAAGCAUCUUUAGUUAUUCUGAGCAGACGGGCUCAGAAGAGACACGAGCAAAUGGAACUAAUAAAAAGUAAAAAUCACUUUCAAGGGUACUUAAAGGGAGGAUUUCUAUUCGUUAACAAAAGUCGACCCAAUCGCAUGAAGUUAAACGAUUUGAUCAAAGGCUCUGAGAAACGAAUACUUACACCCAUGAAACCUUCAGACGCAUUGAAUUAUAAGUUUGUAGCAUCAAAUGAUGAAAUCAGCAUUGAAACACAAGAUGAAUGUUACAUCGUCCCGGACGACGAAAACAAAGUAGGAUUGGACGAGAUUAGAAAUGCCUUCUUGUCAAUCCCCUCAGUUGCCCCGAACCUGAUCCCAUUUAACUGGAUACAACAUCAUUACGAGAUGAUAAUUCUCAAACUUCAUUGGCUGGAAACUUUCUUGCCUGGAUCUCUGACUUCUCAAAAUGUAUGUCUUCAAUUGAAAUACCGUUAUGACCAUGAAAUCGAUCGCACUCAUAGAUCUGCACUGCGAAGAAUUUUAGAAAUGGACGACAGUCCAGCUAAACGCUUGGUCUUGAUAGUUGCGGACAUUCAUUAUACAGAAUUCAACACCGAAAUCGAGUUAAGCGAUCGUUGGUACACAAUAAGAGCUGUAAUCGAUCCAGCGAUGCAAAGCUUGGUAGACGAGGGUAAAGUUAAAGUUGGGACCAAACUAAUGAUACAAUCCAGUGAACUUUUGAAUUGCAACGAAGGCUGCUCACCUCUAGAAAUUCCAGAAAACGUCCGAUUGAAAAUACACACUAACUCUAUCCGUAGAGCCCGUUGGGAUACGAAACUGGGGUUCUACAAAGUCAAAAGGCCUUUUCUCUUAGGUCUGAAGCAGGUUCGCGUACAUGGCGGUUUAAUUACCAAACUUGAACUUUGUAUUUUAAGAGUUUACCCAUCAAUUUACUUGAAAGGCAGUAACAAAGAUGGAAAUGUUUCAGAAUUCCAUUCCGAGAAAGUGGAGCAGCAACAUCAAAACCAGCAAGAUAUUUCCAAACUUGAAAAUAUUGAGGCUAUUUUUAGUGAAGUGCAAAAAGAAAUUGAAACGGAAGAACGAGAGUCGAGUGCAAUUAAAUACGGAAUCAGGAGAAAUAUUAAAGAAAUUAGGGAUCCGAUCGAAUUAUAUAAUAUUCUUAGGUGGGAGGGUGACACGAGUGAAAUUGAGGCUGAGCUGACAUCUGACCAACGAAAUCUUCUCGCUGAUUAUAAGCAACGAGUUCAUGCGGAACAGAUGAAGGAAAUACAAAAGCGGGUGCAAGAUAGACUCCAAAAUCAGCCCACACUCGAAAGAUCAAGAGAACUACUCAAGCUGCGUGUCGGGGACUGUCGAUGCCCUAGCACUAAUGCCAUCCUUUCCAUCUGGUCACCACAUCCCGAAACAAAAAGUUUGCUUCGAGAAUGCUCAGUUGUUGAAGCGACUCAUCUGCUUCCGAUGGAACAUCACUCCCUCGAAGUACAAUUGGCCUCGACGAAAAUGUCCCAAUUCAAACGACUCCGUGAUAUGAAAGAUCACAUCGCUGAUCAACGACAGAGCGUUCCUACACACUUUUUCCGCCAUGUAUCCGUCAUCAAAGAGAUUCAAUUGCCAAGUUUCAAGCCCGCCUUUAACGAACUCGACACUUGUGGCCUAGUUGUUAUGGUAGGUGACGAUGACACUACAAGAAAUUGUCAAGCAAAAAAAUUCCAGCCCGUGUACAUAGCUGAUUCGGACGAAAACAUUCUUUGCUUGAAUUUCUGGAUUGGAGUGAAGAACUAUGGAUAUGAAGAUGUCAUUCAAGUUCAUCGAUUCGUAACAGCGAAUAAUUUGCAAUGGCGUAGCAAUAGCGCCAGUGGCCCCAUACCUAUCGCUUUUGUAACACCCAGCACGGUAUUCACCGAGAAACCGAAAAAUCAGGACAUGUUGCAUGCCCUGGAGACUCUGAAAGCACAUUUUCAAAAUUCCAUUGAUGAAAAAAACACUACUCGAGAAUUCGUUGAACGAUGCCAGGAGAAAAUCAAAGAGAUUAAAUCGCGACCUAAAUGUUUAUCGAAUUCAACGUUGUCAGCGUUGAGUGCUUCAAGCAGACUUAAUAAUUCAAAUAAUUCAUCGGCGAAUAACCACACAAGUACUUCUAUGAAUGCAAGUACAAGUUCGAAUAAUAGCUCCUCAACGAUUGUUGGAAAGCCUUCGGUUCAGGAGCGCAUUGAGAAAAUAAAAAUUUACGGCAACCCGCCGAACAUAUCCCCGAUACUAGUGAAACGUACGCGUUCAGUGAGGAGGGGUUUUAAGGUGCCAAGCAGAAUUCCAGACAAUGGUGUUAGUUGAUUGGAACUUUUAUUCUCGAGAUUAAAAUGGUUGGCCUUACAACCUGUUACAUUUUAUGUUCAUGAAUGUGCCUUUUAUGUAAUUGUUUUUGUUGGAAGAAUAAAACAUAUUGAUUUUGA